AUGAAGAACAGUCUUGUCAUCGCAGCAGCUGCGCUGCUCGGUGCCGCCGAUGCUGGCAUGCAUCGCAUGAAGCUCCAGAAGGUGCCAUUGGAGGAGCAACUGGGCGCUGCCAACAUUGGCGACCAUAUGCGAGCCCUUCGCCACAAAUACACGCAGAAGCCCAUUGGCGGUCCGUCUGAAGACAUCUUUGGAGAUACCUCUAUCCACCCUGAUGGCCCGCACGAGGUUCCCGUCGAGAACUUCCUCAACGCGCAAUAUUUCAGCACCAUCGCUCUUGGCACACCCGCUCAGGAAUUCAAGGUCGUCCUCGACACCGGGAGCUCCAACCUCUGGGUUCCUAGCUCUUCCUGCGGCUCCAUCGCCUGCUACCUCCAUCAGAAGUACGAUUCGUCCGCUUCCUCUACUUACAAGAAGAACGGCACCAACUUCGGCAUUCGAUAUGGCUCUGGUGAAGUGGCGGGUUUCAUAUCUCAGGACGUUCUGCGCAUUGGAGACCUCAAGAUAAAGGACCAACUGUUCGGAGAGGCUACCAGUGAACCUGGUCUGGCUUUCGCAUUUGGCCGAUUCGAUGGCAUUUUGGGUCUAGGCUACGAUACCAUCUCUGUCAACCACAUUCCUCCCCCAUUCUACAACAUGAUCGACCAGAAACUCCUCGACGAGCCUGUGUUUGCUUUCUAUCUCGGCAACACCGAAGAUGGCACGGAAUCAGAGGCUACCUUUGGUGGUAUCGACAGCAGCCACUACACUGGCAAGCUGAUCAAAAUCCCGCUCCGCCGAAAGGCUUACUGGGAAGUCAACCUUGACUCGAUCACUUUCGGAAAGGAUACCGCCGACCUUGACAACACCGGUGUUAUCCUCGACACCGGCACUUCGUUGAUUGCCCUGCCCAGCACACUCGCCGAACUACUCAACAAGGAAAUUGGUGCCAAAAAGGGCUUCAAUGGCCAAUAUACCGUCGAAUGCAACAAGCGAGACUCGUUGCCCGACAUUACCUUCACGCUCAGCGGCUACAACUUUUCCAUCUCUGCUCAUGACUAUAUCCUCGAGGUCCAGGGCUCUUGCAUCAGCAGCUUCAUGGGCAUGGACUUUCCAGCUCCUACCGGACCGCUUGCAAUUCUUGGUGACAGUUUCCUGAGGAGAUGGUACAGCGUCUAUGACCUCGGCAGCGACUCCGUCGCUCUAGCUAAAGCCAAGUAG
This is a messenger RNA of Cladophialophora yegresii CBS 114405, 1197 nucleotides long. Its product is annotated as vacuolar protease A. The record is from RefSeq and is a predicted model, not a curated record. The transcript is spliced from 4 exons. Gene Ontology annotation, biological process: proteolysis. The coding region runs from base 1 to 1197 and encodes 398 amino acids. NCBI's taxonomy places the organism in Eukaryota, Fungi, Ascomycota, Eurotiomycetes, Chaetothyriales, Herpotrichiellaceae. Gene Ontology annotation, cellular component: fungal-type vacuole. Gene Ontology annotation, molecular function: aspartic-type endopeptidase activity.